Kluyveromyces lactis is the source of this 1596-nucleotide messenger RNA. Its product is annotated as lipase ROG1 family protein. The record is from RefSeq and is a predicted model, not a curated record. NCBI's taxonomy places the organism in Eukaryota, Fungi, Ascomycota, Saccharomycetes, Saccharomycetales, Saccharomycetaceae. Gene Ontology annotation, molecular function: monoacylglycerol lipase activity. The transcript has a single exon. The coding region runs from base 1 to 1596 and encodes 531 amino acids.
AUGCCACAAGCUGAUGGGUCUCUCGAGAAUAAAGGUGCAAAGAUUCAUUUAGUUGUUUUGGUCCAUGGAUUGUGGGGUAACCGGUCUCAUAUGAAUGAGAUAUGUAACUAUUUGUUAUCGUUGAAUGAUUCCAGCGCUGGCCACAAAUCUCUUAAUGAGAUGAUAGUUGUUCAUCAAACUCAUCUGAACGAGGGUUAUAAGACUUACGACGGAAUCGAUGUUUGUGGUAUAAGAGUCUCUAAAGAGAUCAAGGAUCAGAUUAACCAUUACGGAAGCGAUCAUGUAGUGAAAUUUUCGUUAAUUGGGUAUUCUCUAGGUGGGUUAAUCUGUAGAUAUGCGUUGGGUGUUUUGUACCAGGCGCAGACGUUCAAGAAGAACGAUAUAGAGCUUGUCAAUUUCAUCACUUUUUGCACCCCUCAUGUUGGGGUCUUAGCUCCCGGUAAUAACGUAGCAGUGAACCUAUUUAACAUUAUCGUUCCAUUAGUGUUGGGGAAUAGUGGGAAACAGAUGUUCUUAAAAGAUAAAUAUAAUGGUUAUCCUUUGUUAUACGUGAUGAGUUCACCAAGUUCGGUAUUUUAUAAAGCGCUGAAACAAUUCAAAUACAGAGCCUUAUAUGCAAAUAUUAUUAACGACAAGAGAACCGCGUGGUGGACUUCGGGUAUCUCAAAAAAUGACCCAUUCUUCGAUGUCAAUGAAAGGAACGGCCUUGGAAGGUUCCAAUUUGUUCAAGGAUAUGAGCCCGUGAUCUUGAAUCAUAACUCACCUUUGUUCAUCGCACCUGUUGCCGAUGAAAUGGAUUCAUCUUAUGACGAAUUGGAAGAGUUACGAAAGGAAAACGAAAUAGAUCCACAGGACUAUUAUUUCUUGAAUUACUGGUUCAGUAAGAUGUUACGGUGGAUUGCUGUCUUUAUUAACUUAAUCAUCAUUACCCCACUUUGGUUUAUCUGGUUUAUCAUAUCUGGUAUAAUGGAAACUUGUAAAUCUACCGUUAGGGCCACUACAUUUGCAAGGAAAUAUUCCAUGUAUUUUAUAACCGAAGUGCUUGAUAUUUCAACCGACAGGACUGAGUCCAACGACGAUACGUUUUCCAUAUCAUCACCCACUUUGUUUGAGCCAGCCGAAAGUAACUACGAACUUCGAAUCGAACACUCUUUGACCGAUCAGAGAGAUAAUUUAAUUGAAAGUUUGUUCGACGCAAUUGAAAGGAAAGAAACGCGAACUGCAACGGUAGAAAACAUCAACGAUAAGGAUAGCAUCUAUGAACAUGAUCCGAAAGUAGACGUGACAAUAAGGGAGUUGGAACAGUAUUCAGUAGAAGAGCUCAUCUCGAUGAAAAAACCAAACGUUUCCAGUGAUAAUUUCAACGAUGAGGGCGAGCUGUUCAAAUUGCUUUCAAACUUUAGCUUGAACAUCAGCAAGAACCAAUUGGAUAUUAUCGAAUCCUUGAAUAAACUCUCUUGGUCCAAAUUCCCUAUCUAUAUUCGCAAAACACCAAGCACACACGCUGCAUCGAUUAUCAGACAUGCUGACCCUAAUUUUGUCGAGGGUCAUAUAGUUUUGCAACAUUUCGUGGACAAUGUAUUUCAACUUGCAUAA